Molecule: messenger RNA, 1977 nt
Organism: Bactrocera dorsalis (oriental fruit fly)
Lineage: Eukaryota; Metazoa; Arthropoda; Insecta; Diptera; Tephritidae
Gene: Seipin
Product: seipin
Exons: 3
Coding region: 616-1725 (369 amino acids)
Biological process (GO): lipid storage; lipid droplet organization
Cellular component (GO): endoplasmic reticulum membrane
Source: RefSeq, a predicted model, not a curated record
UCUGUGUGAUAACGCUAACAACAACUCCCUGUUUAUUGUGAAAAGUAAACGUAUUGGAUAUUGGAUCCAACACAGAUGAUUAGCGUAAAAAAUUGAAUUUGUUUUGAAUUAACUAAUACUAUAUUAUCAACAAAAUAAUGGUUUUAAUGAUUUUUUUUCGAUUACCAUAAUCAGAUAAAAUUUUAUUACGGUUAAUUAUCAUUCAUAUAUACCUUCAUAAAUGUACCAUAUUGCACUUUGCAAACGACCUUUGGAAUACAUGUACAAAACCAACAACUGAGAUAUUGAACAAUUUGAGUCAUAAUGCUCAAGUGUAAAAGCAUUUAAAACUAGGCGAAGGAGAGUUGCAAAGAGAAAGAUCUCAUUUGUACUCUGUCCAAAUUAGCUGAUAAAGCAAAAUAUAUUUGAUAAUCGAAACAAUUAAACUUACCAAAAUCUAAUCUACCUCAAAUGUAUUGCGCCCACAUAAAACACAAAGUAAAAAAGAGAGACUUCCGCAUUGCCUACAAUUGAGCUGGAAUUAGUUUGUACAUCAGCCGUAGUGCGAAAAGUUUACAUACGGAUCUACACUCAACAAGAAACAAUAGUUUCUCACUAGAACCGUUUAUAUACGAAAUGAAUUUUAUAUUGCGAUUCAUUGUUUUCCUCCUUGAUCCUUCGGGUUUAGGGCGGCGUUUAUUUAUACGUCCGGCACUCAAGGUAGGAUACAAUGUAUACGAUGGUAUUAAGAGCAGAGCUGAUGAAAAGGUUGGCACAAUGAAAGAAUUAGUUCUACGUUUGGGAUUAAUUGCAUUUGCGGUGGUAUUAAUAAUUUGGAUAGCAGUAUUCAUGUAUGUAGCCUUCUAUUAUACGUAUAUGCCGGCUAUUUCACAUACAAGACCAGUUCACAUGCAAUUCAAGUCUUGCUUGGAUUCUACGACCCCAUGUACAUUCCCACACGCACAUGUUUCGCUUACAAAGAAACAACAACUAUUGAUGGUUGGCCAAGCUUAUCGUGUAGUGGUGCAGAUUGAAAUGCCAGAAUCACCUCAGAAUUUAGAGCUAGGUAUGUUUAUGGUUUGCGGCGAAAUGCGCGACACCAAUGCUCUACUACGUGGCCAAUCCUGUCGCUCAGCUAUGAUGCGCUACCGCUCCCCACUUAUACGUACAAUUAGCACAUGGGCACUCAGUCCAUUGUUUGUGCUCGGAUUAAAAGAAGAAUACCAACGUGUGCCUGUAGAAGUAUUUGCGAAUUAUUUAGAAGAGCGACAACACCCAAUUACUGACGUCUACGUAGAAAUUCAAUCACAAAAAAUACAAUUUUACACAGUUUCAUUACAUAUUGUCGCUGAUUUCACUGGGCUGAGAUAUAUAAUGUACAAUUGGCCAAUACUGUCAGCUGUAAUUGCAAUAAGUACCAAUUUGUUCUUCAUUUUGGUGAUAUUCCUACUCAGUUGGUAUCACUGGUCUGACACAACUUGGCUGCAUAAUUUGCGUAAAAAAUACGGGCGCAUAACUGAAACUUUACAAGGCAAAGCUAGUAAAGCUAUUGAGUCAAAAAGCGGCUUUAGGGAUGAUGAGGAUUUGAGCUUUCUGGAUGACAAAUCCAACGCCUCUGAAAUAGAAGAGAUUGGCGGUAGCAGUGACAGUCGGAGUAGUAGCAAGGAAGAAUUGCUAGGCAGUAAACCACAAAGAAGAAAUGAGGGACAGCAAGUGCACCAGCGUAGAAUGCAAGAAGCAUUUUAAGCCCUUGCUCCAUUGAAGGUUAUUGCAUUAAUUAUGCAGAAUAUAAUAUAACAAUUUGACUGACGCCUAAUUUUGCUUUACUAUUGUUUUAAAUAGUUGUAAAAUAGAGUUAUUCGCAUAUGUGUAUCUGUAUAUUUAUAAAAAAUGGAUUUAUAUUCAUAUAUGCAAAGUAAAAAUUGUAACUUGUUUAUUUAAAAAGAGGUAAGAUAUACAACACCAUUAAAUAUAUGAGUUAAACAAUUAUAUUCUUGA